CCGGCCCGAGCGCGGCCCGUGCGAGGCCCCCAUCCCACCUGUCCGGCUAGGUGAGGGCGCGCGCGGGCGAGGAGCGCGGUGCGGGGGGACGCAAAAGCAGAAUUACCUGUAGCUCUUGUUCUGCCAUCUCGGGCGCGCUCACACACCUUCACCUGCACAGACCUGAAAGUCCAGUUUCUCCAGAGGCUGAGGCUCCAGGAAAAGGGGAGCGAGUUCAUUGGAUCAAACAUGUCACAAGAGUCGGACAAUAAUAAAAGACUAGUGGCCUUAGUGCCAAUGCCCAGCGACCCUCCGUUCAACACCCGAAGGGCUUACACCAGUGAGGAUGAAGCUUGGAAGUCAUAUCUGGAGAACCCUCUGACAGCGGCCACCAAGGCCAUGAUGAGCAUCAAUGGUGAUGAGGACAGUGCUGCUGCUCUCGGCCUGCUCUAUGACUACUACAAGGUUCCUCGAGACAAGAGGCUGCUGUCUGUAAACAAAGCAAGUGAGAGCCAAGAGGACCAGGAUAAAAGGGGCUGCGUGGGCGCCGGCGAGCCCGUGGGCGGCGCGGGCGUGGAGAGCCGCGUGCAGGUGCUGAAGACGGUGCCCGUGAACCUGAGCCUCAGCCAGGAGCCCGCCGACAGCAAGCGCGAGCCCUUCGCGGCCGAGGGCGCCGCCGUCAUCCCCGUGUCCGGCAUCGCCGUGGUCAAGGCCGAGGACUUCACGCCCGUCUUCAUGGCGCCGCCGGGCCACUACCCGCGCGGGGACGGCGACGACCAGCGCGUCGUCAUCUUCGAGCAGGCGCAGUACGACCUGCCCACGCUGGCCGCGCACGGCGCCUACCUCAAGGACGACCAGCGCAGCACGCCCGACAGCACCUACAGCGAGGGCUUCAAGGACGGCGCCGCUGAGAAAUUCCGGAGUGCUUCCGUUGGGGCUGAGGAGUACAUGUACGACCAGACAUCAAGUGGCACAUUUCAGUACACCCUGGAAGCCACCAAGUCCCUCCGCCAGAAGCAGGGGGAGGGCCCCAUGACCUACCUCAACAAAGGACAAUUCUAUGCCAUCACACUCAGCGAGACCGGGGAUAACAAGUGCUUCCGACACCCCAUCAGCAAAGUCAGGAGCGUGGUGAUGGUGGUCUUCAGUGAAGACAAAAACCGGGACGAGCAGCUGAAAUACUGGAAGUACUGGCACUCUCGGCAGCAUACAGCCAAGCAGAGAGUCCUUGACAUUGCUGAUUACAAGGAGAGCUUCAACACUAUCGGAAACAUCGAAGAGAUCGCGUACAACGCCGUUUCCUUCACUUGGGACGUGAACGAAGAGGCCAAGAUUUUCAUCACCGUGAACUGUCUGAGCACAGACUUCUCCUCCCAAAAAGGGGUGAAAGGACUUCCUUUGAUGAUUCAGAUUGAUACCUACAGUUACAACAAUCGCAGCAAUAAACCCAUUCAUAGGGCGUAUUGCCAGAUCAAGGUCUUCUGUGAUAAAGGUGCAGAAAGGAAGAUCCGAGAUGAAGAGAGGAAGCAGAACAGGAAGAAAGGGAAGGGCCAGGCCCCCCAGGCCCCAUGUAACAACUCCUCUGACGGGAAGUUGGCCGCCAUACCUUUACAGAAGAAGAGUGACAUCACCUACUUCAAGACCAUGCCCGACCUGCACUCGCAGCCCGUGCUCUUCAUUCCCGACGUUCACUUUGCAAACCUGCAGAGGACCGGACAGGUGUACUACAACGCGGACGAGGAGCGAGAAGGCAGCAGUGUCCUCGUCAAGCGGAUGUUCAGGCCCAUGGAGGAGGAGUUCGGCCCAGCGCCUGCCAAGCAGAUGAAAGAAGAAGGCGUAAAGCGAGUGCUGCUGUACGUGCGGAAGGAGACGGACGACGUGUUCGACGCGCUGAUGCUCAAGUCCCCCACCGUCAAGGGCCUGAUGGAAGCGAUAUCCGAGAAGUACGGGCUGCCCGUGGAGAAGAUCGCAAAGCUUUACAAGAAAAGCAAAAAGGGCAUCCUGGUGAACAUGGACGACAACAUCAUCGAGCACUACUCCAACGAGGACACCUUCAUCCUCAACAUGGAGACCAUGGUGGAAGGCUUCAAGGUCACGCUCAUGGAAAUCUGAGGCCUGGGCGCAGCACCCCUGCAGGAGCCCUGCACGCUCCUCGGAGGAGAUGGGCCCUGGCCGGAACUGGAGCCCACCCCACCCGUCAUCUCACAACUGCUGUUACAUGACUGCGACCUUGCUGGGACCCAAGGCGCGGCCAGGACCCAGCCACCGCCCCCCGGGCUCUUGAAUCCUUAUUUAUUGCCACCUCUCCGGAGCCCGGGUCCAGCCCACCCAGGCUCUGCAGGUCAUUGCUGGCUCCGCAGGAGACAGCCCACAGUCCCCCUCUGAGGGAGACAGCCAGUCCUCACGUCCCCAGAGCUGGAAACUCCUCGUUCCCUUUCUCACUUCGUGCAGUUCCUGAUGCCUGACCAAGUAGCUGCGCCUGGAGCAGUGGUCACGGGGGUCACGGGUGGACGCCCCCACCCUGACACAAACUUGGGGCUGCUUUAGGGGGUCAUCUUGCUAAACCCCUUCAUUGAGCAGCUCUAGGCCUUGUCCAGGGAAACGUUGCUCUCCUGGAGGUGGGGAGGAGCUUAAAGCGUCACCCGAUGGUUGUGUACAUAGUGUGUAUAAAUGGCUGUAAUAUAUUUCACCUGGGGAUUCGGGGCUCACUUCCUGCACCUGCUCAGAACUCACGCCGGGGCCUGGGGGCUGUGACGGAGCCAAGAUAGACUCGCCCUGGGGGCAUCUGGGGUACUGAGCGCCGCCACUCAGGGCUGUCACACAUCCCAGCUCCUCCUCCGGUUUCGUCUGGGGCUCUGCGAUGGGCCAGCUGCAAGGCCUCCCAGCCGUCCUGGACACUUUGGGUGCUGCGCAGCGCCUGGCAUCUUGCAUGGUGUCCUCCAUCCUUUGCACCAAGCCUGGCUUCCUCCUGUGCCGGGGACCGCAAAGGGCAGCUGCCUGCACGCAGUUCUGGGGAGCUGGGAAGCAGGCUGCCCAGAAGAGGGGAGAGCGCCCCGCAGAGAACUCCUGGAACUCAGCAGUUCAGUGGUUUGCCUGCACCCGCUGGGCCGAACCCUUCGGUUUGGAGGACGCCAGACACAUCCCCCUCUGCGUGCCGCCUGAGGACAGGCUCCGUGGGAAGUACGGAUGGGUUGGUGAAGCACUUUGCCUCCCCUGGCAUCUGCACUACAAGACUCCGCCCUCGCCACCGUGUGCCCCAGGCCUGAACAGGAGCCAGGCCAUCACCAGCCCGGCCAGCCCAGCCGGUGGCCCCCAGGCUGUGAAGGAGUUGAAUGGGAUGGAGAGCAGGUGACACUGGGGCUGUGUGAGCUUGGGACCCGUCACCUCUCCCCGUGGCACCGCAAGUCUGCCACCUGGGCUCAGCUGUGCUCCCACUGUCCCCCAGAGCAGCUCUCAGGGCCAGCCUGGGGCCCUGCGGGGCUCAGGUCUAGGAUGGACACGUUCCGUGCUGGAAGUCUGUGGGAGCCUGCACCUCCUGUGCCCCUGGGGUUAGGAAUCGGUUCGGAUGGGACGGGCAGGCCCGAGGCUAGAGCUCAGGGCUCCGGAGUAGGGAAAGACCACGUGUGGCAGCCGGACACAAGACACGGGCUGGAGAGACCCAGUCCCUUCGGGAACUGCGGCUCUGUCUGAGGCAGAAGACAGAUGGGAGACGCUUCUGCCUCUGUGGUGACCAUUGCCAGAACAAAGGUGACGAGGCCGAUGCCACCAGGGGUGGUGGGGAGUGUCGCCCCACCCCCUCGUCUCACCCACGUCCUCAGAGUGCCCACAGUGAGCUUCGGUGACCCCUUCCCUGUGCAAGUGAGCAGAGCUGUGAUCAAAACUUCCCAAGGAAAACACUCCGGGAGGAGGACAACUUCCUUCCUCUUUUCCUUGUCCCUUAGUCACUCCCAAAUGAGUAAGCUUUUCUUGGCAGUGCAUAAGAGGUGGGGGACGCGUAAGCAGCCUUGCUCUUCCGCACCCCCAGCUCAGGCCGCACGAGCGCUCAUAAGCUGGGACUGGCAGGAAGAGGCACGCGGACGUCGUCUUGGAGUCAGUUCCUGAAAGACGGAGCUGCGUCGCAGCCCAGGCGGGCGCGGAGUGUGAAGUGAGUCAGGCAUUUAUUUUCCUCCUUAUUUAACAUGAUGAAAAAGCAACAGAAACAGAGGGUUUGUGCCAAAUUCUGAGAAUGGCCCUUUCUUGAAGCUGAGCAAGAGAGACUUGCAUAUGUACAGUUUGCUCUCGCAGUAAAAAGAAAAGGUAAAUGUAACUUAAUAGUUUUGUAAAUGGGAGAGGGGAAAUCUAUAAACUAUAAAUACAGUUAUUUUAUUUUUUGUACAUUUUUAAGAAGAAAAUAAAUAUUCAUAACAUAA
Messenger RNA from Chinchilla lanigera (long-tailed chinchilla), 4388 nucleotides. It is a transcript of the gene Grhl2, whose product is annotated as grainyhead-like transcription factor 2. The record is from RefSeq and is a predicted model, not a curated record. Gene Ontology annotation, cellular component: nucleus. Gene Ontology annotation, molecular function: RNA polymerase II cis-regulatory region sequence-specific DNA binding; DNA-binding transcription activator activity, RNA polymerase II-specific. The coding region runs from base 229 to 2091 and encodes 620 amino acids. The transcript has 16 exons. Lineage: Eukaryota; Metazoa; Chordata; Mammalia; Rodentia; Chinchillidae. Gene Ontology annotation, biological process: neural tube development; brain development; regulation of transcription by RNA polymerase II.